AUGUUCAACAGAAGAGUGAUCACACUAUCAGCACUUCGAUCAGCCAUAUUGUUGAUUUCAAUCGAGCAAAUUCUGUGUGCUGAUCAACAAUUCCAUGAGUUAUUAUUUAACGAAAGACCAUUACCAUGGCAGGAAUCGAAUUUAUUAGCUGCAUUAGCCAAUCGACUCAGUGGUGGUUACAUGCGUACAGAAAGGAGCAUUAAACGAGGUAAGGAGAUUCGAUACAAUUUUGCAGGUGCUCGGACUAGUGACUCGGGAACAACAGCCCUCGAAAAGUUGCUCUCAAAAACAGUGCCCUUGGGGACUGCUGCAUCCAAGGAUAACUUCAUCCCGGAUAAUUGCCCCGGGACAACGGUCCUUUGA
Molecule: messenger RNA, 363 nt
Organism: Anisakis simplex (herring worm)
Lineage: Eukaryota; Metazoa; Nematoda; Chromadorea; Rhabditida; Anisakidae
Source: the annotation of a GenBank genome assembly